CAAGUGUACAACACACCUAGAUGCGUUACGAAUAGGAGAAAAAGAAGUUUGGGAUGGGUGACUGCGAAUACUCAUAUCGCUGUUUGCUCUCCUUUUUUUUGUUUGUUUUUACCUUAUAUUUUGAUGUUGUGCGCCACACAUUUCGGCCAUAUUGAAAUACUAGCCAUACACAGCAUGCAAGAAAGGGCAAAGAUCUCUCGAUACGAUCAACUCAUCGGUGGUCGCCACGUCUCCACGUCAACGCCAGUAUACCUUUCUUGAGAGAACUUUUUUCCUAUCGAUGGCAGCGGUUUCACGUUUAGAUCCCCCGCUCUUGUACUAAUCUCUCAACUAAUAUACGUGAACCACCUACUACUGAUAUCCUGUCAAACAAAAUCUCAUCAAAAUGCCACUGGGACUAGACAUCAAGCGUAAGCUCACAGCUCGCUCAGAUAGGGUUAAAUGUGUUGACCUCCAUCCAACAGAGCCAUGGAUGCUAUGUUCUCUAUACCAAGGGAAUGUCAAUAUUUGGAAUCAUGACACACAAACACUUGUCAAGACUUUUGAAGUCUGUGAUCUUCCUGUCAGAUCUGCAAAAUUUGUUCCAAGGAAGAACUGGGUUGUCUCUGGUUCAGAUGAUAUGCAGAUCAGAAUUUUCAAUUAUAAUACACUAGAGCGAAUUCACUCUUUUGAAGCACAUAGUGAUUAUAUCAGAUGUAUCAUAGUUCAUCCGACUCAACCAUUCAUUUUAACUAGUAGUGAUGAUAUGCUUAUAAAACUUUGGAAUUGGGAAAAGUCUUGGCUGUGCCAACAAGUUUUCGAAGGCCACACUCACUACGUCAUGCAAAUUGUAUUUAAUCCCAAGGAUAAUAACACAUUUGCAAGUGCAUCUCUAGAUAGAACCCUAAAAGUCUGGCAAUUGGGAUCUUCAACAGCAAAUUUUACCUUGGAUGGUCAUGAGAAGGGUGUAAAUUGCGUUGAUUACUAUCAUGGUGGUGACAAGCCUUAUCUCAUUUCUGGUGCUGAUGAUCGUUACGUUAAAAUUUGGGAUUAUCAGAACAAAACAUGUGUUCAGACAUUGGAAGGACACUCAGAAAAUAUUACAGCUGUCUGCUUUCAUCCUGAAUUGCCAAUUGUUCUGACUGGAUCAGAGGAUGGCACUGUAAGGAUUUGGCAUGCUGGUACAUAUAGGCUUGAGACUCGUCUCAACUAUGGGUUUGAAAGAGUUUGGACAAUUACAUCUACAAAAGGUUCCAAUAAUGUAGCUAUUGGUUAUGAUGAAGGUAGUGUCAUGGUAAAAGUUGGUCGUGAGGAACCAGCUGUGUCUAUGGAUUCUCUUGGUGGUAAAAUUGUAUGGGCAAAACACAGUGAAAUUCAGCAAGUCAACUUGAAAGCACUUGGAGAAGAAGCUCAGGAUGGUGAAAAGUUGCCAUUAACUGUCAAAGAUAUGGGUGCUUGUGAGAUCUAUCCACAAACAAUUCAGCACAAUCCUAAUGGAAGAUUCGUGGUAGUUUGUGGUGAUGGAGAAUAUAUUAUUUAUACAUCUAUGGCCUUGAGAAACAAAGCUUUUGGACAGGCUUUUGAGUUUGUUUGGGCUGCAGAUUCAAGCCAGUAUGCUGUCAGGGAAAGCGGUACCACUGUCAAAGUUUUUAAAAACUUCAAAGAGAAGAAGAGCUUCAGGCCUGAUUUUGGAUGCGAUAGUAUUUUCGGUGGCCAUCUCCUUGGAAUUUACUCGAGCUCUGGUCUUUCGUUUUACGACUGGGAUACGUUCAAAUUAGUGCGACGCAUCGAUAUUCAACCGACCCAUGUUUACUGGGCUGAAAAUGCCUCGCUUUUAGCAUUAGCUACAGCCGACCAGUAUUUCAUUCUGAAGUACCAGGCUGAGGCCAUCCAGAAUGCCGGUGAAAAUGCUGAGGAUGUUGAAGACGCAUUCGAGAUGAUAGCCGAAAUGAGCGAAGUUGUAAAAACUGGUCUUUGGGUUGGUGACUGUUUUAUCUACACGAAUAGCGUCAAUCGUGUAAAUUAUUUCGUCGGGGGAGAGGUCGUAACAGUUUCGCACUUGGACAGACCGAUGUACUUGCUUGGAUACGUACCCAAAGAUAACAGAUUGUAUCUAUGUGACAAAGAGUUGUCUGUAGUAUCUUAUUCCCUUUUGCUAUCGGUAUUAGAAUAUCAGACGGCCGUUAUGCGCAAAGAUUUUGACACGGCAAACAAAGUUUUGCCAACUGUUCCCAAAGAGCAUCGGACUCGAGUUGCUCAUUUCUUAGAGAAACAGGGUUUCAAAAAACAAGCUCUUGCAGUGUCAACCGAUCCAGAGCAUAGAUUUGAAUUGGCGUUAUCCCUUGGAGAUCUUGAAAUCGCUAAUGAACUGGCUAAGGAAGCAAGUAGCCAACAAAAAUGGCGACAGCUUGCUGCCUUAGCUACGCAACAAGGUAAACUCGAACUCGCUCAAGAGUGUCUGCACAAAGCUGAAGACUACGCCGGUCUGCUGCUUCUUGCUACUAGUACUGGAAACGCUGAUAUGGUUGAAAAACUAGCCUUGUCAUCGGAUCAGUCAGGCAAGAACAACAUUUCCUUUCUAUCAUUUUUCAUACUUGGUGACGUCGACAAGUGUCUGGAGAUUUUGAUAAAAACCGAUCGUAUACCCGAGGCUGCCUUUUUUGCCAGAACAUAUGCACCUAGCAAGAUUUCAUCUAUUGUAGCAUUAUGGAAGGAAAAGCUAUCGGCAGUUAGUGAAAAAGCAGGUCAAAGUUUAGCUGAUCCCGAGAAAUAUGAGAACUUAUUCCCUGGAUACAGAGAAUCUUUAGAAAUUGAAAAGUUCAUGAGGGAGCAAAAUAAGAAGAGGAUUCCAGCUUCAGAAUAUCCUACAUUGACACCAAAUAUUAAGCGAAACGCUAAGGAAGAAUGGUUAGCAGCGACGGGAGGUGCAAGUACCAGCAGUCAAGCUGAAGUGUUACAAUCUACAGAGCACCCAACAGCAUCAAACGAUGAUUUGUCAUCGGUGGCGCUAAAUGACGUUGAUAUCAAUAAGUCAACGUCAGUAGCAGCACCAGUAGCAGCACCAGUAGCGCCAACAAAAACGAGUACCUCGAGACCACUUACAGUCGAUGACGAUGACCUUGAUCUCGACUUAGAAAUCGAUGAAAAUAUAGAUACAAGUCCUGUGCCACGGAGCGGCUAAAUGAUGUAAAUUUUGAUGAUGAUCUUCUGGACGAAUGAUAAACAGAUGAACUAAUACACACCAAAAUCUACUACUUGCCCAUCCUGUGAUACAAGUGGAGUAUUGUAUCGCGCGGAUGGUUUUGUAUAGUACACGACAUUAAAGAAAGAAAAGUGAUUUAAGCGGUGAAUAAUUCUCGUCACUAUAAUACGAGAAUAGUAUCGCAAAUAUUGUUUUAUUGAAUAUGUAUGGAAAAAAUCGUAAAACUAUUUCUUCAUGCUCUUUGAACUUUUGUGUUUGUGUCACAAUACUUGCGUAAUUUCUUUUUUUAAUUGACCUAUUCCUCAGAGUGUUGCACAGUAUGCAUGAUAAAUAUGACUAAACAAUACUUUGCAAGCACGAGAUUUAUUACUUUAAAUGAAUGAAUAAAUAUAAUGGUCAUAUGCAUAUUAUUAUUAGUAUUAUUAUUAUUAUUAUUAUUAUUAUUAUUAUUAUUAUUAUUAUUAUUAUUAUAAAUGGGGGUGUUCGAGACUUAUUUUUUCUUGAGGCCAUCCGCCAUGAGAAAAAAAGAACAAGUUUUUCAUUCCAUGAUGUCAGAUAAACACAUACACACUACUGUCCUGCACUAUUGCUUUUUAAUCUACUUAUUUCUCAAUUCUAUAGCUUUCUUUUAUUUUUCUUCUUAGUGUACUGUAGUAAUAUUUGAUGCGAUUUUCUAUACCAUUGUAUGUGUAAUUAUAGGAUAAUAUUAUUUUUGUUUGGAUAUUUGAUUUUCAAAAAUGUAGAACAUAGUAGACUAUAGUGAUUUUUAU
Molecule: messenger RNA, 3951 nt
Organism: Phymastichus coffea
Lineage: Eukaryota; Metazoa; Arthropoda; Insecta; Hymenoptera; Eulophidae
Gene: beta'COP
Product: coatomer subunit beta'
Exons: 12
Coding region: 386-3160 (924 amino acids)
Biological process (GO): retrograde vesicle-mediated transport, Golgi to endoplasmic reticulum; intra-Golgi vesicle-mediated transport; intracellular protein transport
Cellular component (GO): COPI vesicle coat
Molecular function (GO): structural molecule activity; protein binding
Source: RefSeq, a predicted model, not a curated record